AUGGCCGCUGUUGCUGAAAACGGUCCCGUACCGGUGAACGACGAGAACACCGCGCCCACCGUUGCCGCCCCCGAGCAGAAGGAGGAGACCGAGAAGACAAAUGGCGACAACAUCACAGUGUUCCACGACCCUGAGAACUUCAACGUGAAGCAUCCUCUCAUGCACGAGUGGACCCUGUGGUUCACCAAGCCUCCUAGCGGCAAGGGCGAUAACUGGAACGACCUGUUGAAGGAAGUUGUCACAUUUAACUCGGUUGAGGAAUUCUGGGGAAUCUACAACAACAUCACGCCGACCUCUGAGUUGGGCCUCAAAGCAGACUACCAUCUUUUCAAAAAGGGUAUCCGGCCUGAGUGGGAAGACCCUCAGAACAAGCACGGCGGCAAGUGGUCGUAUUCGUUCAAAGACAAGCGUUCUGUACCUAUCGACGAUCUGUGGCUGCACGCCCAACUGGCAGCCAUUGGUGAGACUCUCGAAAAUGAUGGCGACAGCGAGGUUAUGGGAGUCGUUGUGAAUGUGCGUAAGGGUUUCUACCGUGUCGGUCUGUGGACACGGACUGUGGGCAAGAGCAUUCCGGGAGACAAGAGUUCCCGCACACCUGCUCAGGGCAAGGACGUUCUCGAAUCCAUCGGCCGCCGGUUCAAGGAAGUCUUGCGUCUGAACGAGGCGGACGUUGUGGAGUUCUCUGGACACACAGACAGUGCACACAGCGGUAGCACGAGGGCGAAGGCCAAGUACACUGUUUGA
Molecule: messenger RNA, 744 nt
Organism: Aspergillus oryzae RIB40
Lineage: Eukaryota; Fungi; Ascomycota; Eurotiomycetes; Eurotiales; Aspergillaceae
Product: eukaryotic translation initiation factor 4E
Exons: 3
Coding region: 1-744 (247 amino acids)
Biological process (GO): translational initiation
Cellular component (GO): eukaryotic translation initiation factor 4F complex; cytoplasm
Molecular function (GO): RNA 7-methylguanosine cap binding; translation initiation factor activity
Source: RefSeq, a predicted model, not a curated record